AUGAGCCGCGCCGCGUUGCGGGUCACCCUCCUGCUCCUGGCCGCCCUGGGCCGCCCCGGCGCCGGCAGCGAGCACGACGAAGAGCACGGCGGACAGGACGCCCCGAGCUCCCGGGAGAAAGGUCCUGGCCACAGUCACUGGAGCUAUGAAGACCGGGAGCACUGGGGUGUGGACUACCCAGACUGCGCGGGCACCAUGCAGUCGCCCAUCAACAUUGACACAGCCAAGACCAUCUUCAGCCCCCAGCUGCGGCCGAUCCAGCUCUCUGGAUACAGCCUGCCUGCCAAUGAGAAGCUCAGGCUGAGGAACAAUGGGCACACAGUUCUCCUCGAGCUGCCCGAGUCACUGGCCAUCACUGGCGGCUAUGCCCAGCAGUAUCGAGCCGUGCAGCUGCACCUGCACUGGGGAUCCCCAUCAGGACCUGGCUCGGAGCACACCGUCAAUGGGCACCGCUUUGCGGCAGAGAUCCACGUCGUCCACUACAACACCAAGUAUGACAGCUUUAAGGAGGCAAUGGUCCAUCCAGAUGGCCUGGCCGUAUUGGGAGCCUUCCUGGAGGUCGGGCCAAGGGAGAACCCUUACUAUCAGGAAAUACUUGAGCAUCUGUACAAAAUCCAAAGAGAAGGUGAGGAAGUCUUGGUGCCUGGAUUCAACAUUGCGGGUCUGCUGCCUGCCAACCUGAAACUGUACUUCCACUACAAUGGCUCUCUGACCACCCCUCCCUGCUACCAGACGGUGAAGUGGACAGUCUUCAACCAGACCAUGCUGCUCUCUCCUGACCAGAUGUCAACGCUGGUGAUGAGCCUGAGAAAUGACGACAGCAAACCUCUGCAGAACAAUUACCGGAUGAUGCAGGACCUGCACAGGCGACGGGUGCUGUCAAGUUUCCAGACCACCCUCUUUUCGGUGAAGCAGCUGCCUCCUGGUAGCGACAGCUCAGCAACAACAGAAGGACAAUCCAGCUCUUCAUUUCAUGCAGGCGACGUGCUGGCUGUGCUCUUUGGGGUGCUCUUUGCCGUCACAGCACUGGCCUUCCUGCUGUACAUCUACAAGCACCGCAGCCAAAAUGCACGGCUGGACUCACCAACCAAAUCCAAGGUCAUCUACACAGCAGCCACCACAGAGAACACUGCGUGAGCCCUGCGCCUCUGCAGCAGUCCCAG
This is a messenger RNA of Haliaeetus leucocephalus (bald eagle), 1163 nucleotides long. RefSeq names its product carbonic anhydrase IX (gene CA9). The transcript is spliced from 12 exons. The record is from RefSeq and is a predicted model, not a curated record. NCBI's taxonomy places the organism in Eukaryota, Metazoa, Chordata, Aves, Accipitriformes, Accipitridae. Gene Ontology annotation, molecular function: carbonate dehydratase activity; zinc ion binding. Bases 1 to 1137 code for a protein of 378 amino acids. Gene Ontology annotation, cellular component: plasma membrane.